AUGGACGGGACUAGGCUGUUGUUCUUGUUGUUUGGGGUUUUGUUGGAGGUGUUUUGUGGUGUGUCGGCUAACAGAGGGGGAGCUCCUUCGUUAACUGAUGAAAUCCCAUUCAAAAUUAACUGGCCCGGGGCCGAAUUCACCCUGGUGAGUGUUGUCGCUCAGUGUGUGUGGUUGUUGUGUGAUAGAGAAUAAAUACAGUUUUUGUCAUAGUUAACGUUAAAUCAUGGCUGGUUAUUUAUGAUUUACUUGACAAGCUAACGUUAGCUAGCUAGUUUUAAAUGGUGAUACAGUAUGUUAAGCUUAAGCAUACCUAGCUAGCUAGUAUUCCUUGUUAUGGCUGUUGUCAUAUGACUGCCAAUUUAAAACUGAUCAUCCAUAGUUUGCCUGUGCACCUCCACAACAUUUACAAUCUGUGAGAUGUUGUAAACAUGCAAGUUUCUAGUACAGUAUUAUUAUCUGACCCUAAAUCUGUCCUUCCAUAGCCAACCUCAGGUGCCCUCUACAAAGAAGAUGACUUUGUCGUCAUGACUACAACAGAGAAGGAGAAAUACAAAUGUCUCCUGCCUUCCUUGUCAAAUGGAGAUGAUGUGAGCUAGAUAAAUCAUUUUUAGUUUCACUCCUCUUUUCAACAAUAUUGCUUGUCUCCCUUAUCCUCCUCUCUCUGUCUCCCUCUGUGUCUGUUUGUCUAUCUGCUUCUGUCUCUCCUCCCCCCUCUCUCUCUCAGGAUGAUGACAAGGAGUACGCUGGUCCCACUCCAGGUGAUCUGCUGGACCCACUGUUCAAAGAGAGCAGCUGCUCCUACAGAGUGAGAACUGAACCGUUUCACUUCUACUUCUGUCUAAAUAAAGGCUAGGAUAUCAUGAGUACCACUGCAACACCAAUGUCAUGGGUCGUCCCCCCCCUUAGGGAUCACAUGCUAAAGAUGUAUGUCAUGUACUAUGCUGUCAGUUUCUAUGGAUAGGCUAACCACGGGCUCUUCUGGCAUGUGUUGGGGUGUUAAUUAAUAGAUUGAGUCAUACUGGACGUAUGAGGUGUGUCAUGGGAAACAUGUGAGACAAUACCAUGAGGAGAAGGAGACGGGACAGGUAAGUGGGAAAUUAUGUUACUUCAAAAUCGCCAUCAUUAUAAUGUAUACCAUCAAGUAUGUUGCAAUAAGUAAGAAAAAAGCACUGUGAAAAGUGAAAUGAUUUUUGUGUUUAAUCUAGCAGAUCAAAGUUCAGGAGUACGUUUUGGGAAGCAUGACCAAGAAGACUGAGUCUUCAGCCACUUCAGGAACAGAGACUGCGGAGGUAGAGAAAGUCAAGGAGAUGGGUCCUAUGCCAGAAGCUCAGAAAGAGGUUGGUUGUUCAAGUGACAAAAAAAACCACACAAAAAACACGUCGUAAGACUUCUUUGAACCUUUGUCUUUUCUCAUUUUAUUUCUCUCUAAUCACGUGUCUCUAAUCACGGGGCUCUAAUCACGGGGCUCUAAUCACUGGUCUCUAAUCAUGGGUCGCUAUUUUGAAGGUUUUACUUGCUGUGAUUAGUUUAUCUACCGAAGUUGAAUGCACCGAUUGAAAAUAUAAAUGUUUCUAGGUUCCCACUAAGAACGUGGAGGGCCAGCUGACUCCAUACUACCCGGUAUUGAUGGGCCACGGGACGGCGUGCGUCCUGAAACAGAACACACCUCGCUCCACCAACGUGCUGUAUGUCUGCCACCCCGAAGCCAAGAACGAGAUCCUCUCUAUCGCUGAGGUCACUACCUGCGAGUACGAAGUAGUGGUGCUGACCCCUCUGAUCUGUGCACACCCCAAAUACAGGUGGGUGGGUGUGAGAGAAUGCACCUCCAAAUACAGCAGCAUACCACCCUGCAGGUCGGUUCCAGAUGUUUCUGGAAGUGGUGUUGGAGGGCCAGUAGGAGGCACUCUUUCCUCUGGUCUAAAAAAAUAUCCCAAAGCCCCAGGGCAGUGAUUGGGACAUUGCCCUGUGUAGGGUGCUUUCUUUCGGAUGGGACAUUAAACGGGUGUCCUGACUCUGUGGUCACUAAAGAUCUCAUGGCACUUAUCGUAAGAGUAGGGGUGUUAACCCAGGUGUCCUGGCUAAAUUCCCAAUCUGGCCCUCAUACCAUCAUGGCCACCUAAUCAUCCCCAGCUUCCAAUUGGCUCAUUUAUCCCCUCUCCUCUCCCCCGUAACAAUUCCCCAGGUUGUUGCUGUAAAUUAGAAUGUGUUCUCAGUCAACUUACCUGGUAAAGUAAGGGUUAAAUAAAAAUACAGGUAGCAGCAGGUCUAAUGUAAACUGCUUCCCAAACCCAACCAGUUCCCCUUAUGAUGUAUUUCACAACUACCAUAGCUGAUUUAACUAAUGCAACUAUAAGUAAAGGGGACAACCUUGUUUUAUAUGUUGUGGAGGCUUAUAUCUUUAUCCCGUGGUCUGUUAGGUUCAAGUCGUCCCCAGUGAAUGCCAUCUUCUGCCAGGCCAUGUCUGGUUCUCCCCUGCGGCCUCACAGUCUCUCUCAGAUGGACCGGGAGCAGGAGGAGCUGCUGAAACCUCCCUUCACUGCCGCUGCUGCCCCAGAGAGAGAAGUGAGAAAGGAGGAGGAUGGAGAGAGAGGGAGGGGGGAAGGAGAGAGGGGGGAAGGAGAGAGGGAGGAAGGAGAGAGGGAGGGGGGAAGGAGAGAGGGAGGAAGGAGAGAGGGAGGGGGAUGGAGAGAGGGAGGGGGAUGGAGGGAGGGGGGAUGGAGAGAGGGAGGUGGGAUGGAGAGAGGGAGGGGGAUGGAGAGAGGGAGGGGGAUGGAGAGAGGGAUGGAGAGAGAGGGAGCGAGACUGGGGGAGGAGAAAGAGAGGAGAGAAGGGAAUGUAGAAGAUAAGAGAUAAGAGUUGAUGGUAGUGGGGCAAUACAGGGUCAUGAUCAGAAUGACAAAACGGUGUUGGACAAGUUCAGGUAAGUGGCUAUUCACCGUUUGAAAUCUGUUUGUCUGUACUGAACACAACCCAGGUUUAGAAGCUGUCUGUUUAAUGUCUUCUAAAUAAACACCUCCUCCCCUCCUCUCUCUUGUCCUCCAGAAGGAGAAUACGUCCCCGGUGAGAGAGGUGGCCUUCUCCUCUACCCAUAAGCCCCUGGUGGUGGGCGGGCAGACCCAGGUUACCGUGGGAACCACCCACAUCUCCCGCCUGACCGACGAGCAGCUGAUCAAAGAGUUCCUGAGUGGCUCCUACUGUCUCCAUGGGGUUAGUAUGAGGCCUGCUGAUUGGCUGGCUGUUGAAAGAGACACCUGCUCAUUGGCUACAGCCACAUAUUGGCUACUGCUCAUUGGCUGCUGUUGUUAAUUCAAUAUAAUAUAUCUUUAUUGUUCCCUGAUGGCCAUGUUGGUUGCAGCGCAUUACAUACAUUAAAAACAUAAUACAUUACAGGUAUACAUACAAAAAGAGGAACUGACAGAGGAGGUUUGAAGAGAUGCUCAAGUAACUCACACAACUCUUAGCUUCAUACUGUAGCCUCUGUCUGAUGUCUGGAAUGUGUGUUGCAGGGAGUGGGAUGGUGGAAGUAUGAGUUCUGCUAUGGGAAGCAUGUACAUCAGUACCAUGACGUAAGGGUUAUUUACUUAGCAGCUCAGUAAUGUUGAAAUACUUAAAGCACAAUAUUUCCUGUAGACUGAAAGAUGUUUCAGUAUUGGCUGGCUGGGUGCAUCAUCAUGUAUUUUUUGGUAUGUUAAAAGUAUCUAAUAUACGAUGAUUGAUUGAUUUCUCUCCCAGGAUAAGGAGCAGGGGAAGAACAUUGUGGUAGUGGGCAGUUGGAAUGCUGAAGAACACCUGGAGUGGGCUCAGAAGAACGUGGCCCGAUCUUACCAGUUGAAAGACGACGGGGAGCAGAAAGUCAAGUACGUCCACCAGUUUUAGAUUUCACUGAUCAGCACUAUGUUAAUGAAUGUACCAAUAUUUUAGGAAUAUGGCAUUAGGGGCUGAUGUCCUGGACAAAGAUUAAGUCUACCACUGGACUAAAAAACAUGCUCAAUGGAGAAUAUCUAUUGAAAGGGCGUUUUAGUCCAGGAAUAGGAUUCAUCAGUGUCCAGGAAACCUGAGUUUCUAAAGAGAACACAUUUGUGAUUGAUAAUGAGGAUAAUGACUUCAUGGUUGUUGUACUUCUUCCCCAGAUUGGUGUCCCUCUUCUACGGCCAUGGGGACGUGUGUGACCUGACAGGGAAACCCAGACAGGUCAUCGUCAAGCUCAAGUGAGUCACCAUCAGUGUUGCUACGGUCUUCCUGAGAGAGGGGUCUGGUCUAGUAGGGUUAAUAUAAUAAUAUAUGCCAGUUCAGCAGCCGCUUUUAUCCAAAGUCACUUAGUCAUGCAUGCAUACAUUAAGUACAGGUGGUCCCGGGAAUCGAACCCACUAUCCUGGCGUUGCAUGCGCCAACGCUUGGCAUGCUCUACCAACUGAGCUACAGAGAACCACUUCUCCAUUGGAGUAACAUGUGGAGCCUGUUCAGGAGGUUACAGUUCAUCAGAUAGAAAUGUAUGGGAUAGGACAGAUAUGAUUGUCAUGUAGAAUAGGGAAUUGAGUAAUGUCUACUGAUUCUAUUUCUAUCUGCAACGUUCAGAACGUUUCACAUCACUGAAUACACAGCUGGUCUCUGAUUUCAAGUCCGUCCUCUGUCUCAGGUGUAAGGAGUCUGAGUCUCCCCAUGCGGUCACUGUGUACAUGCUGGAGCCUCAGACCUGCCAGUACAUCCUUGGGGUAAGAAUGCACACACAUCACUGUUGCAUCAUGUUAUGGUUAAACACUUGAACACAUUCUUGCUGUUUUUGUGUGUUUACCACGAGAGUUUGGGCGAGUCAGAUUCCCACUGUAUUCAAUACACAUGGCAAAUCAACUUGAUUCUGUUCAUUUUUCUCCAUCAGGUUGAGUCUCCAGUUAUAUGCCAGAUCCUGGACACAGCUGAUGAGAAAGGCCUUCUAUCCGUCUCCAGCUAACAGCACGGACAGAGGAGGCUGGAGAGACGGAUAAAGGAGGGAUGAGCAGAAAUUAAAAAAGAAGCCGUUUUACUACGUUUAAAUUGAUGUGCACAUCUAGUAAAACUUCUUCUUUGUUCUAGAAAAUAAAGGACAGGGAUUUAGGCAAAGACUGCCUGAAAUGGAAGAUUGGAUGAACCAAGGCCCAUGGCACUGCUCAGGAGGUCCAGACAGACAUGGACAUGGAGAGGAGCGGAGGGAGAGUGUUGAUCCUGGAACGGACCCUGGAACCCAGGACCACAGUCCCUCUCUACCACCCUGGCUUAAACCUCUAUGUACUGAACCAACCCCAUGCUGCAUCUAAAGCCUUAUGAUAAAGUGUGGAAAAACACAUUUGAUCUGAAUUGGAAAUCCAAUUCCAAAUGGGACAGAGCCUCACAAAAUGGGACCCUGUUCACUCCACAAGGCUCUAUGGCCUGGACUUAUCUUAGGGCAGGUUAGUUCUAGUGUGCUCUGGCCAAUAUGCCAGGACAGAACAACCAAUCAUUCAAACAGCAUCAUUAGGAGAACCCGCUUCCAUGUUGUACUUGGUUUUAUCCUCAACAUUUUUAAUUAACUGUAUUUAUUUGGGUUUCAUUU
Coregonus sp. 'balchen' is the source of this 5566-nucleotide messenger RNA. NCBI's taxonomy places the organism in Eukaryota, Metazoa, Chordata, Actinopteri, Salmoniformes, Salmonidae. The record is from the annotation of a GenBank genome assembly.